Messenger RNA from Eurypyga helias (sunbittern), 666 nucleotides. RefSeq names its product sosondowah ankyrin repeat domain family member A (gene SOWAHA). The record is from RefSeq and is a predicted model, not a curated record. The annotation marks the transcript as partial. Gene Ontology annotation, molecular function: protein binding. The transcript has a single exon. NCBI's taxonomy places the organism in Eukaryota, Metazoa, Chordata, Aves, Eurypygiformes, Eurypygidae.
UGGACCCAGCAGCUCCAUGGGCUGCUGCUGGGCGACGCCAGCCUGGCCGCCCGCCGGGACUUCAUCUCGGGCUUCACCGCCCUGCACUGGGCCGCCAAGAACGGCAACUGUGACAUGGUGACGAAUAUCAUCAGGGCGGCCGAGAAGGGGGGCACCCGCGUCAACGUGGAUGCCAGAUCGCACGGUGGCUACACGGCGCUCCACCUGGCUGCCAUACACGGCCAGGAGAAGAUCAUCACCAUGCUGGUCUACAGUUACCACGCCAAGACCGACCUGAGGGACUACAGCGGGAAGAAGCCGCACCAGUACCUCAAGGAAGGGACCUCCUCUACGGUCAGGCGCUUGCUGGGGGAUCCCAGCCUUCCCCACAGCGGGGAGCCCUCUGUGCCCAUCAAGAAGAGCACAAAGCUCGCGGCUUCGAUCUUGAGCUCCACCAGCACUUUCCUGGGGGUCAUAUCGGAUGACAUGGCUUUCUACGAUCUCACCAAAGGUUUAAGGAAGCCCUCGUCCUUAAACAAGCUCCUGGCUGCCACUACGGGCCCGAGGAGGAAGCCAAAGACCAGAGGUGGCUUCCCUUCGUACUCCUCCCUCUCCGAGGUAACGGAAGAGGAAGAGGAGGUCGUCGUGAAACGCAGACCCGUUUCGGAGCUGUUCUUUGGUCACUAG